Messenger RNA from Calidris pugnax (ruff), 1741 nucleotides. It is a transcript of the gene PHOSPHO2, whose product is annotated as phosphatase, orphan 2. NCBI's taxonomy places the organism in Eukaryota, Metazoa, Chordata, Aves, Charadriiformes, Scolopacidae. The record is from RefSeq and is a predicted model, not a curated record. The transcript is spliced from 2 exons. The coding region runs from base 324 to 1142 and encodes 272 amino acids. Gene Ontology annotation, molecular function: phosphatase activity.
CUGUGUUAGUCUGCAGAGGAACAUGAGCUACCAUAACAUACCAGGGUACACAGCUGGGUCUACCUGAAGCAUUACUUCUACCACAGUCAGCAGUCCUGCCUCUAGUCUUCUCUCUUCUUGCAACUCACGCCUGCCCAACUCCCCACCCAACUCCUUUAUCUUGUCUGUUUUCUUCCUGGGUUUUGGUUUGGGUUUGUUUGGUUUUUUUUUUUAAUUAUCUGAUUGAGCAAAUAAAUGUUCCCUGUAACACUAGCUUUCUGUUGCAAUACCAAGCUGGAUCACUCGGGGAGAAGUCUGCCUAGCAUCCUGCCAGCAGGAGAGAAAUGUUGGGAGGAUUGGCCAGAAGUAGGAAGAAAAGGGACCUCUCAGCUUGGCUCAAUGGUAUCUUCAUGCAGUACCCUCACUGUUUAAUUGCUAUGAAAUUUCUGUUGGUUUUUGAUUUUGACCAUACAAUCGUAGAUGAAAAUAGUGAUACCUGGAUUGUGAAAUGUGCUCCCGAGAAAAAACUUCCUAAUGGAUUAAGAAACUCCUACCAACCGGGACAUUGGACAGAAUAUAUGGGCAGAGUCUUUGCCUACUUGGGAGACAAUGGCGUCAAAGAAGAUGAGAUGAAACGGACUAUGACAACAAUUCCUUUCACUGCAGGAAUGGUAGAUCUGCUGGGGUUUAUUGGCGAGAACAAAGAUUUGUUUGACUGCAUAAUUGUUUCAGAUUCUAAUACAGUAUUUAUUGACUGGAUUUUGAAAGCUGCUGACUUCCAUAAAGUGUUUGAUGAAGUGUUUACAAACCCUGCGGUGUUCAGCAGUACUGGCUAUCUUACUGUACAGAACUUCCAUGCUCACCAUUGUGCAAAGUGCCCUAAAAACCUUUGCAAAAGGAAAGUUUUAAAAGAAUUUCUAGAUAAGCAGUUGGAGCAAGGAGUAAGUUAUACCCAAACUGUAUAUAUAGGUGAUGGUGGGAAUGACUUAUGUCCAGUGAUGUUUUUGAAGAAGGAUGACAUUGCUAUGCCCAGGCAGGGGUAUACCUUGGAGAAAAAAAUUUCUCAGCUCGCCCAAGAUCUCAGUCCUGUAGAGUGUUCUGUUCUGGUUUGGUCAUCUGCUACUGACAUUAUGUCUUAUCUGAAAUUACUUAUGAAGGAAUAAUUUGAAUGCUAAGAGAAAACUAAAAUAGUUAUAUUUUAUCUUCUUGGGAGAGAAAAACUGCAUGUGUAUAAAAGCACAAAAUUGUAAAAUUGGGCUGUUAUCUGAACUCUUGAUUCUAAACACAAUACAAAACUGUUUAUGUUCAGUCUUGGGAAAGUGAAGUUAAAAUGGCUUUACAACAUAGUACACAUUCCAACAUAAGUGGAGAAGGGGAGUUGCAAGAGAAAUUGCCAUUAUUCUUAGUCUUCCCCCUCCACCCCCCAAGCCUUUACUGACUACAUAACUGACCUUUUCUGUUCCACAUGCUUAGGGGAAGGAGUAGGAUUACUGCAUAAAAGAAUGAAAUUCUUUACUUAGAAAACAUUAGGUGCCAGGAGCAUGGGUCUGGAACUGUUGGCUUUUAUACUACUUUGAUCAGGAUAAAUGUUUAAUUUUGUAAAUUAUUUGGUAUGCUUAUAAUCUUGUUUGAUCUGAAGGUGCAUUUAUAUUUUCAAUAUACUAAAUAUUUUACCAAACCAAAUUACUUUUAAAUAGUUUAUAUUAUCUUGUAUUGUAAAACCAAUAAAAAUUACUGUCCCUGACAAAAGCAACACAUCUAA